AUGGAUCUUACCUGGUAUUAUCUUCUAAUUCCUCUGUUUUUCUUUCUUCAUAAAUGCUUCUUUUCUACUUCAAAUAAGUUAUCACCACCAUCUCCAAGAAAGCUUCCAAUCAUAGGAAAUCUCCAUCAACUUGGAUCGCUUCCUUACCGUUCUCUCCAUAAACUAUCCAAAAAAUAUGGUCCACUCAUGCUACUUCACUUUGGCACUAAGCCAAUGCUUAUUGCUUCCUCUGUCAAUGCUGCUCGCGAUAUCAUGAAAACUCACGAUCUCGUUUGGUCAAAUAGACCUAAAUCUAGCAUGGCUGAUGGACUCUUUUAUGGCUCCAAAGACGUGGCCUUUAGUCCGUAUGGUGAAUACUGGAGACAAGUUAGAAGCCUCACGGUGCUUCACCUUCUCAGUAACAAAAGAGUCCAAUCAUAUCGUCAUGUGACAGAAGAAGAAACAUCAAACAUGAUUGAUAAAAUUAGGCAACAGUGUGAUUCAGUGAUAGACUUGAGAGAUGUUUUAAGUUGUAUGACUAAUAACAUAAUCAGCAGAGUGAAAACAAAAUUCAUAUCAACAAAUUUUAUUUAA
Solanum verrucosum is the source of this 573-nucleotide messenger RNA. RefSeq names its product cytochrome P450 71A3-like. The record is from RefSeq and is a predicted model, not a curated record. The coding region runs from base 1 to 573 and encodes 190 amino acids. NCBI's taxonomy places the organism in Eukaryota, Viridiplantae, Streptophyta, Magnoliopsida, Solanales, Solanaceae. Gene Ontology annotation, molecular function: monooxygenase activity; oxidoreductase activity, acting on paired donors, with incorporation or reduction of molecular oxygen; iron ion binding. The transcript has a single exon.